UCUCUAAUAUUAUAAAAAUAAAGUCUCUCUGUGAGAUCUGUUUUUAUCAGAAGUCAGAGAAUCUUAUAUUUUUUAAAAUUAUCUUCACAUGUCUUAUCUAUAAAAUCAAUGAAGAGAAUCAUCAAUUUCAGUAUUCUAUUCUUAAUAUUAUUCAAGUGACAGCAGAGUUCAUUCUAGCCAUACUUUUUGAAUAUAAUAUUAAGAUAAUAGCUCAUCACAGUUAUGUUAUUCUCACUAUAAGAGAUACACAGUUGAUGAUAAAGACUGUAAAGACUCUGAGAA
Blastomyces gilchristii SLH14081 is the source of this 282-nucleotide messenger RNA. RefSeq lists its product as uncharacterized. Gene Ontology annotation, molecular function: protein heterodimerization activity. The transcript is spliced from 2 exons. The annotation marks the transcript as partial. Lineage: Eukaryota; Fungi; Ascomycota; Eurotiomycetes; Onygenales; Ajellomycetaceae. The record is from RefSeq and is a predicted model, not a curated record.